UGAAGAUCAAGAUCAUAUGGGAGACUCAUCCUCUGCUUCAUAUAUCCGCAUGGUGCAACACUUGAUUGAGAAGUGUAUAAUCUUCCACAUGAGUAAAGAAGAGUGCAUGGAAGCUCUCUCUAAGCAUGCAAACAUAAAACCAGUCAUCACUUCCACUGUAUGGAAGGAACUGGAGAAGGAGAAUAAGGAUUUCUUCGAGGAAUACGCGAGAAGCAGAGGAGAAGGGAUUUCGGGAGAGGAGGCAAGCAGCCAAAAGAUCCACAAGAUACUUUCCGAUUCGUCCGCCGCCAGAGAUUCCGACAACUAAGAGAAUCCCUACUUUGCAAUCCAAACAGAAAA
This is a messenger RNA of Telopea speciosissima, 339 nucleotides long. RefSeq lists its product as uncharacterized. The transcript is spliced from 4 exons. The record is from RefSeq and is a predicted model, not a curated record. Lineage: Eukaryota; Viridiplantae; Streptophyta; Magnoliopsida; Proteales; Proteaceae. The coding region runs from base 17 to 307 and encodes 96 amino acids.